AUGGCCAUUGACGUGACGCCGAAGCACAUCGUCGCCGUUCCUUACCAGGCCUGGGGCCAUGCCCGCCCCCUCAUCAACCUCGCAGCGCGUUUGGUGAAGCUGCGAAACAUCGCCGUCACGCUGCUCACGACGAGCCAACUCUAUAGUCGCGCCAUCUCCGAGAUUGCUCGGAGUUUUGUGCCUGGUGAAGAGGAGUUCGCGAACCGAAUCAGAGUCGUGUCCCUCGGCGACUCGCAUGCCUUUUCCCCCGACGGCAUCGGCGCUAUAUUCAAGCCAGCCUGGAAGAAGAUCUCGGCCGGAGAGGCCGUUUUAUGUGCAGAGACUGGGGUUCUGUUCGACGCGCUUCCGGUUCCCGAGGCGAGCAUCGUCGACCUCUUCGCGAUCGAGCCUGUUCGUGUCAUCAAGAAGCUAAGCGGAAAGUCAAUAAAAAUUUACUCCUGGGUUCCUGGCGCGACCUCCGCAUUGUUUCACCUUUUCGGACCCGAGAACCUGGGCGGGAGGGGCGACAUUGUCGCCAAAGUCGAGGCGGAAGUUAAACGGACGGGCCGUCGGUUCGAAGACGUCGCUGCAGAGCUUAUCUUCACACCCAAGGGCGAAGUUGUCAAGGUCCCCGCUUUGCCGCCUAUGUUCGACUACGAGUACUACCCUCAGGAUUUCCCUAUCCCCCGGGUCAUGGACCUCGGCCUCGCUAUAUACCCUUACGUCUUCGAGACUAUGGAAUCCUGCGACGGAGCAUUCCUCAUUACCGCCGAGCCCUACGAGCCCGAAGCAGUGGCCGCGGUCAAGAGUUGGUUUGGGAAGACCGGACGCCCGGCGUAUGUGUGCGGGCCCCUCUUGCCUCCUUCUUCCACGACAUCGACGGCGAACGAAAAGCAGCAGUCGACGGUGGCGGUUGAGAUUCAGGAGUUCCUGGAUUCCACGCUGAAGAACUCGGGCGAGAAGGCUUUGCUCUAUAUUUCAUUGGGCACUCUUUUCUGGCCAGUCAAAACACCGGAGCAGAUGUGGGUGAUCCUGGACGUCGUCAUGGAACGUAACAUUCCCUUCAUCCUGAGCCACGCGUCGCCGAUGGCCAUUAUACCGGAAGAAGUUAGAGAGAAGGUGAAGGCUUACGGGAGAGGCCUCUUGUCACCAUGGUCCCCUCAGCAGACGAUCCUCGAGCACCCCGUUACAGGCUGGUAUCUCACUCACGGUGGCCACAACGGUGUGACCGAAGCGGUGUGCGCCGGUGUUCCGUUCAUCCUCUGGCCGUUCGGCGGCGACCAGCCGCUCAACGCGGUCCACAUCUCCGAGCAGCUCAAGGUCGGGUACGAACUCAUCGAGGUGCGCACGGGGGUCGCUGGACGCCACACCAUCUAUGGCAAAGGGCGCGCACCGGUAGGCUCCAUCGAGGCAAUCAAAGCUGAGGUCCGCGAUGUGCUCACAAAGGCGUACGGACCCGACGGCGCGGAGAAGCGCCAGCGGCUCGUCGCACUCACGCGCGACGUCACCCACGAAUGGGAGGAGGGCGGCAGCGCUCUGCGGGACGUCAGGGCCUUCCUUGACACUCUUUGA
This is a messenger RNA of Trametes versicolor FP-101664 SS1, 1551 nucleotides long. RefSeq names its product UDP-Glycosyltransferase/glycogen phosphorylase. Bases 1 to 1551 code for a protein of 516 amino acids. Gene Ontology annotation, molecular function: UDP-glycosyltransferase activity. The transcript is spliced from 11 exons. The record is from RefSeq and is a predicted model, not a curated record. Lineage: Eukaryota; Fungi; Basidiomycota; Agaricomycetes; Polyporales; Polyporaceae.